GGGGCUUAGCUUCAGCGGAGAGGACUGCGGACUUGUCUUCAUCUAAUUUUGAAAAGAAAAAUAAGUUCACGCGGCAACGGGAAUAUACUAAAUAUAUAUAUUAAUUAACGCCAACACUUGUAUACAACUAAAUCGUAGACUGUAUUUUUCUCUUUCUCCAGUGGAGUAACUGAAUAAGGAAUGACCUGCGGAGGAGUAGUGAAUUGACUGUGACUUUUCGCAGGAGGAGAAAGUAGCUCCCGUUGCCAACAAGGCAAUUGUUGAGGUGUCUACGCUGGGUAGCGGAUCACGACGGCGGAUUCAGAAGAGGAUACGUUUACUGUAUGUAUGUUGCCUCGGAAAUAAAUCACGCUGAUAAGAUGGACCUGAAACUACUUCUGAUUUCAACGUUGUUAGGAGUCAUUUGUUACAGCAGUGCUCAGCAAGAAGGGAACGAGUGCAUCACGGCUAAUGCUAAAUCCUGUGGGGAGUGCAUUCAAGUGGGAGCGAAAUGUGGCUGGUGCAUGGACCCAGGGUUCCUGACGCAGGGUGAGGCCACAUCGACCCGCUGUGACGAGCUGGAGUCCCUGAGGAAGAGAGGUUGUAGCUCCACCAAGGUAGAGAACCCCCGAGGCAGCCAAUGGGCCCUGAAGAACAAGGCUUUGACCAACCGCAACAAGGGAGAAGGAAAGCUCCGACCAGAGGACAUCACACAGGUCCAGCCACAGAAACUCACCCUCAGCCUCAGAUCGGGUGAACCCCAGUCUUUUAACCUGAAGUUCAAAUGGGCCGAGGAUUACCCCAUUGACCUCUACUACCUGAUGGACCUGUCCUACUCCAUGAAGGACGAUCUGGAAAACGUCAAGAACCUGGGAACACAGCUCAUGCUGGAGAUGUCAAAGAUCACGUCUGAUUUCAGAAUUGGUUUUGGUUCCUUUGUAGAGAAGAAGUUGCUGAACCCCUGUACUGGGGACCAGAACUGCACCAGUCCCUUAAUCUACAAGAACAUCCUGAAGCUGACCAGCAAUGGACAGGAAUUCAAUACCCUGGUGGGACAACAGCAGAUCGAUGGAAACCUGGACUCAUCAGAGGGAGGCUUCGAUGCCAUCAUGCAAGUGGCUGUGUGUGGUGACCACAUUGGCUGGAGGAACGUCACCCGUCUCCUGGUGUUCUCCACUGACGCUGGCUUCCACUUUGCUGGAGACGGGAAACUGGGAGGGAUAGUUUUGCCCAACGAUGGGAAAUGUCACCUGGAGAACAACAUGUACACAAUGAGCCGCCACUAUGUAUGUAUGGACUACCCCUCCAUCGCUCACCUGGUUCAGAAACUUAGCGACAACAACAUCCAGACGAUCUUUGCCAUCACAGAGGAGUUCCAGCCUGUUUACAUGGAGUUAAAGAAUCUCAUUCCUAAAUCUGCGGUGGGGAUACUCUCUGCUAACUCCAGCAACGUUAUCAACCUCAUUAUUGAUGCCUACAAUUCUCUUUCCUCAGAGGUGAUUCUGGAGAACAGCAAGCUACCAGAGGGAGUGACCAUAAUGUACCAGUCACGCUGCAAGAACGGAGUGACUGGUGAGGGAGAGAUGGGAAGAAAAUGCUCCGAUAUCUUCAUCGGUGACGAGGUGUCUUUCACCAUAAGCAUCACAGCUAAGCAGUGUCCUAAAAUGGGCAAACCAGAGACCAUCAAGAUCAAACCCCUAGGGUUCAAUGGGGAGGUGGAGAUCACUCUGAACUUCAUCUGCGAGUGUGACUGUCACAAAGAUGGCAUUGAGAACAGUGAGAUCUGCCUCAACGGCAAAGGGACAUAUGAAUGUGGAGUCUGCAGGUGCAAUGAGGGCCGUAUUGGUAGACAGUGUGAGUGCAGCACCAACGAGAUGACCAGCGAAGACCUGGAUAAGAGCUGCCGUAAAGACAGCGGUGCAGACAUCUGCAGCAACAACGGAGACUGUGUGUGUGGAACCUGUGAGUGCAAGAAGAGAGAGAACCCAGAGGAGCGCUACAGCGGGAUGUUCUGCGAGUGUGACAACUUCAACUGUGACCGCUCCAACAACAAACUCUGUGGAGGACAUGGUCACUGUGAGUGCAGGAUGUGUAUAUGUGAUGCCAACUGGACAGGCAGUGCCUGUGACUGUUCUCUGGACACCACGACCUGCCUGGCUUCCAACAAGCAGAUCUGUAACGGACGAGGCACCUGUGAGUGUGGCAUCUGCAAGUGUACUGACCCAAAGUUCCAGGGCCCCAGCUGUGAGAUCUGUCCUAGCUGUCCAGGGGUCUGCACAGAACACAAGGAGUGUGUUCAGUGCAGGGCCUUUGGGACGGGGGAGAAGAAGGACACGUGUGAGAGAGACUGUAGCUACUUCAACCUGAUCAAGGUGAAGGACAGGGACAAGAUGCCUCAGCCAGGACAGGCCUUCCCCCUGAUGCACUGUAAGGAGAGGGAUGCCAACGACUGCUGGUUCUACUACACCUACGCUGUCAACAAAAAGUCAGAGAAGGAGGUCCAUGUGGUGGAAACACUAGACUGCCCUGCGGGCCCUGACAUCUUCCCCGUUGUGGGCUGGCUUGGUGGCGGGCAUCGUGCUGAUCGGCCUGGCUUUGCUUCUCAUCUGGAAGCUGCUCAUGAUCAUCCACGACAGGAGAGAGUUCGCCAAGUUUGAGAAGGAGAAGAUGAAUGCUAAAUGGGACAUGGGCGAAAUCCAUAUCUACAAGCAGUGGUGACCCGUCAUUCAGGACAGGCAAAGCUCCACCUGUUUGCCUGUUUUGCAUGUUAUUUUAGCAUUAAUAUAUGUCACAUAUCAGUUUGCAAACAAUGUACAAAAAAUUGUCAUUGAGUUACUAAAGCUGCAUACAAACAUGG
Messenger RNA from Oncorhynchus masou masou (cherry salmon), 2836 nucleotides. Its product is annotated as integrin beta-1-like. The coding region runs from base 324 to 2636 and encodes 770 amino acids. Gene Ontology annotation, molecular function: collagen binding involved in cell-matrix adhesion; laminin binding; C-X3-C chemokine binding. The transcript is spliced from 16 exons. Gene Ontology annotation, biological process: cell adhesion mediated by integrin; cell migration; integrin-mediated signaling pathway. The record is from RefSeq and is a predicted model, not a curated record. Gene Ontology annotation, cellular component: focal adhesion; integrin complex; cell surface. NCBI's taxonomy places the organism in Eukaryota, Metazoa, Chordata, Actinopteri, Salmoniformes, Salmonidae.